GUCUGAAGUAUCGCGAGACUCCUCGCUGUUAACGCCAAGACGCUCGAGAUCCCAGCCAUGCAAACAAAGAUGGUGGCUCCCUGACCGUCCAUGUGGCUCAGCAGACAGAAAAAAUAGUUGUUAUUCACAGUAUUUUCUUCAGCUGUCGUUAAUAACAGACUGCAGACUCGUUGGUAAAGCUGUUAACAUCUCCGUCAGGAAACAAACAUGCAACACGACGACGUAAGUGUGGAAAGAAUAAACGUAAAGCCGCUAAUGUUCCGACAAGAUGUAACGUUAACGUUAGCCUAGCGGUAACUGUCAAGAAAUGUGAAAUGUAGUUAAGUCUGAAUACACUGAUGGCAGGAAAACAUCUUUAGUGAAUAGUGGAUUUCUACGAUGAUUAUUUAUGAUCACAAGUAAUUAUUCUGGGCGGCUGGAGACUCGGACUGACUGAUCCAGUUCUAUAUCAUUUUGCAUUGUCAAUUUUUCUUAAGGCUCUCUUUUAAGAAUAUUAAGUGUUCUAAGGACUCUAAUGUACAUAUGUUGCUUCUGUUUUAUGGCGUAUAUAAAUCAAUGCCGAUCAGCCUCAAAGAUUCAUCAUUAACUUACAGUCGCUUCUUUUAAAAUGAGUUUUAGAUUGUGUAUGAUAAAAGUCGACGAAUCUGACUGAGAUUUUCAGUGUCUCGUCAGUUUCUGAAUAACAACCUCAUAAUUCAUCAAUAUGUUGCUCCACACCUCCUGUUGUUGCUAUAUGAAAGUCUUAUCCAACCCAUCCUUGUGUACUGUUCUACACGUUUCUUCACUACGCUUUCUGCCUUGAAUAGUAGGCCCCAGUAAAUACCCUGUCCUGUUGCCUCCUUGCUGCCGAUUGCUGUUGUCGGGGUGUUUGUCAUUAGUUGUCUGUUCCUUAAGGUCUGUCCUAUGUGAUGUGCAUUUUUGACCUUUUAUGUAAUGUACAGUUGGUGAAGACAAAUUUCCCCAUGGGUAUCUAUCUAUCUAUCUAUCUAUCUAUCUAUCUAUCUAUCUAUCUAUGUGAUUGCUAUUUAAUUUUAGUUUGUGUAGAUUAUGUUUAUAAUGUGUUUAAUCUGUUUUCUGCAGGUGAUCUGGGACAUUAUUGGGAACAAACAGUUCUGCUCCUUUAAAGUCAAGUAAGUCUGUUUUUUCCACCUUCGUAAGGAUUCAUUUGUUAUUAAAUCUAUUCUGUUUUAAUGUUGUAUGGAUCAGAGAUCACAAAUUCACAUCAGAUCAUAGAAAAAAAUACCCUCAGCCUGUCCACAUAUAACCCCAAACUACAGUAGAUGAAUAAACGUGUGUGACAAAACAAACAUCGUAUAUCUGUCCAUUUCUGGCUCAUACUAAAGGAAAAGGAAAGGAGAAACAUACAAAUACACAAAACAAAGACUCCACAUCUUAUAUGUCUAAUGAUUAUUAGUUUGAUUCAUCUCUUGUUCACUUAACUGAGCAGUUUGUUUCCCGUGAUGGGUGCAGUUUUAUAUUUCUCACGACCUGAGAAAUAAGAAGAUGUUUGUGAAAGAUAGGAGUCUAUUGAUCUGGCUGAGGUUUAUAAAGUGAAUCCAAAAGCUCAGAAAAGGUCAGAGUAACGCUCUGGCUGAGAAUCUUACAAUUUACUUAAGUUUAGAUAUUUAACAGUGAAAAGUUUCUUUCUGUUUCCUGCAGAACUAAGAGUCAGAACUUCUGUCGAAAUGAAUACAACGUCACAGGGUUGUGUAACCGCUCGUCCUGCCCGCUGGCCAACAGUCAGUACGCCACCAUCAGAGAGGAGAAAGGUAACGACAUCACGGGAAUACAUCAAAGCUUGUCAGCUUGUUUAAAGCUCCAGUGAGGAGUUUUAGCUGGUUUUGAAACAGUCUGCGAUUUCUGCUGCAGGUCAGUGUUUCCUCUACAUGAAGGUGAUCGAGAGAGCAGCAUUUCCCGCCAGGAUGUGGGAGAAGGUAAAAGAAAAGCUUUGUGUUGUUUCGUGACCUCAUUUAUUACACUGUGUCAAAAAUCAAGUUGUAUUAGUCUGCUUUAACAAACACGUGAAUAUUGAAGCGAGCUGAAGUUCCAGCAGGGAGCUUUGUUUGCAUAUGAAGAAUUUCACCGACAGACCUUCUUAUAAAUGGCUUUGUUCAAGUGUUCCUCUGUUCCUCUGUGUGUGUUCAGGUGAAGCUCAGUAAGAACUACGAGAAAGCUCUGGAACAGAUCGAUGAGAAUUUGAUCUACUGGCCUCGAUUCAUCCGACACAAAUGUAAACAGCGUUUCACCAAAAUCACUCAGUACCUUAUCCGCAUGCGCAAACUGGUCCUCAAGAGACAGUAAGUACUACAACACGGUCCAAAAUACGUCAGUAUAGAAGAGAAUAGAUUUAUUUGAAUUUUGCAAUGUGAGGAAACAACAUUUAAGAGCGUAAACUGAUCAUGCAGUCAACAGGUUCAACUCUCCCAAAGAAAGAAAGAAAACUAAAGAAGUAACAUUUCAUGAAUCGUUUCAAUUUGCUUCUGUGUUUCAGGAGAAAGUUGGUUCCUCUCAGUCGGAAGGUGGAGCAGCGAGAGAAGAGGAAAGAGGUGAGUGUUUAUCAUACACUGUUAUAAUGUUAAAGGUGCGUCAGUCAUUCAGGCCGUCUCAUGUAACGCCCACCAUCAGAUUUUUGCCCUAGUGUCCCAUUAAAACUAUAUUUCCAGUUUAAACUCUUGUAUUAAUGCCCAGAAUGUUCAAUGAUCAGCUUACAUUAAAAGGUUCAGUAGGACUUUGAGAUCCUGAUCAGGAUUUACAGAUUUUUCUCUGGUCUGGACUCAAACUAAAGGAGACUUUGUGUUUCUCUCAAACUUUACCUGUGAACUGUGGAUGUUCUUUAGAAGUAUUUAAAGAGCUGUUGAUGAUCUGUAUAUUUCUGCUUCUCUGUCAUCGUUUAAUCUUUUUUCCCCAAGUUUGCUCUUUGUGCCGUCUGUUGUUAAAGGUGCUGCAUAUAUAGGAUUUACUUCCUCAUGUUAACCUGUAUAUUUCUCUGCAUUUGUAGGAGAAGGCUCUGAUCGCUGCUCAGCUGGAUAACGCUAUCGAGAAGGAGCUGCUGGAGAGACUCAAGCAGGGAACGGUACAACUGUCUGAUCCUCGACAUACGGAUCUGUAACUUUAUGAUGCUUCAUGACAGAACUCGAGUUCUCACUGAGACUUAGUCCUGUGUGAGCUGAUAUCAGACUUAAACCAGCCUGGUACAGAAAAUGAUUUACCAAACUCUGCUGAAGUGUCUGCAUGGCCUGUUCAAAAACUGAUCCGUGGUAACGGGUAUCAGACCACCAUGGAUCACAGCAGAGGGAACUCCCUCACUGGACAGUCCCCUUUCCUGGUUCAUUAUUCAGACCAUAGACUGUAUAGAAUAGACAGCUUCUGCCUCCUCGCUGGGUGAAGCCACUCCGAGAACAGCACCCUCUGUUGAUGGACUGCAGUAUAGGCCAUAAAUCCUGCCUCCGCCAGCAAAGCUUAUAGAGCUGUGGACAAACUUUAGAAAUUUAUUACACAGAACAUGAAUUUUUCUCCCCCCUGCUUGUGAUGUUGACAUGUAGUUGCAGUAAGACUGGUUUGUGCUCAUGUCCUCUUUUUUCUGUGAAGCUCCGUUUUUAAAAGUUAUUAGGGGGUUCACGUUUUCUAUGAUCGACACCUGAUACAGCCUAUGGGCGUUCAGGGAUUGCGUAGCUCUCCUGGGGGAUACGCUGUUUGAGCUGAGCGUCAUCACAGGGACUCUCAACGAAUGCGCACAACGCUACUGCGCAGCGUUGGUUUCAAGAAAUGAAGAAAAAGCACGGAAAUACUGAGAGCUUUUUGGCUUCAAAUCUGUGUACAGGCGGGGGGCGGAACCAAGUUGUCCAUAGUAUAUACAGUCUUUGAUUCAGACUCAAUGAAACGUUUUCUUUUUGUUAAAGUGAAGCAUUAAUUAUGUUGUUCCUUCAGUACGGAGAUAUCUACAACUUCCCGAUCCACGCCUUCGACAAAGCUCUGGAGCAGCAGGAUGAAGAGAGCGAGUCAGAGGAGGAAGAGGAGGAGGAGGAGGACGAUGAGGUGAUGAGAGCUUCUUCCUUGGGGUUCAGAACUUUCAACACUUUGUUUUAUUUCUCAGAGUUAAUAAUCAAUGAUGAGUCAAGCUGCUGAGUUUGUCUCCUCUCUGUCUGCAGGACGUCGGGCAGAGAGAGUUUGUGGCAGAGGACGAAGUGGAGGAGAGUGACCUGAGUGAUUUUGAGGUAAAGUGUCAGAUUCGUGAACCUCAAACAGCUGAAAGGACAGAAUGAUGACUACUGAGGAUGGAAACUCCAAAACGAGUUCAGAUCCUCAGGAAUAAAAAAAAGAAAUUUGACUUCAGUGACAUAAAAACUAUUCUGCGUUUUUCUUCAACAUCUCUCAUGUGAAUGUUUUUUUUUCCUCUCAGGACAUGAACAAACUGAGAGCGAGCAGUGACGAAGAGGAGCAGGACGAGGAGGAGUCCAGUCAGGAAGAGGAGGAGGAUGAAGAAGAGGAGGAGAAGGAAAUGGAGGUGGAGAUGACGAACAAGAAGAAGGGCUCCAGGUGGAAAGGAAAAUCUCCAGCUAACGGCACGGUGGUGAGGAAGAAGCGAGCGUUUGUGGAGAUCGAGUAUGAGCAGGAGACAGAGCCCGCCUCCAAGAACAGAACCACGUAAUGAUGUCAUGGUCUCUGUGGCCAAUCAGACUGUGAGCUGUGUGUGAGGUCAGAGGAUGCUCUGCUAAGGACACACCGCCUCUGUGAACAAACACACUCAGAUUAUCAGCGUGUGGACUGAUCCUCCUGAAGAUUUUCUCUUCAGGGUUCAUCCUGUUCAUUACCUCAGGUGACCUCUCUCACCUACUGUCUUCACUCUUCAGACCACUUCAUGUAAGAGGAACAAUUAAAGAACACAUUAUAAUGAUAGAAAGACAAAUAUGAUCAUUACCUUUCAGCCUUUUUUCCAUCUUUUGAAAUUUGUUCUUUCUUUGUUGAUUAUUAAAGAACAAAAAUAAUCUUCA
Molecule: messenger RNA, 4991 nt
Organism: Xyrichtys novacula (pearly razorfish)
Lineage: Eukaryota; Metazoa; Chordata; Actinopteri; Labriformes; Labridae
Source: the annotation of a GenBank genome assembly